AUGGCGCACCUCACAAUGAAGAAGGAUGUUACAGUCAACGUGCUGAAGCGGAAGGUACCGUUUGGCGUAGAACCUCUCGUCGACGCUUGGGCGCUUGGGAGUUGGGCCGCGUCGGCUGGAAUGCUGUCACACGUCCGUUGUUCGCUGUGGGCCGCUCCGACGUUCUCGUCAAGAAGAGGAGUGGAGCAAUGCGCAUGUGUGCCAACUUCUCCACGGAGCUGA
Molecule: messenger RNA, 222 nt
Organism: Cylicostephanus goldi
Lineage: Eukaryota; Metazoa; Nematoda; Chromadorea; Rhabditida; Strongylidae
Source: the annotation of a GenBank genome assembly